This is a messenger RNA of Anastrepha obliqua, 1261 nucleotides long. Its product is annotated as kelch domain-containing protein 10 homolog. NCBI's taxonomy places the organism in Eukaryota, Metazoa, Arthropoda, Insecta, Diptera, Tephritidae. Gene Ontology annotation, biological process: positive regulation of stress-activated MAPK cascade. Bases 1 to 993 code for a protein of 330 amino acids. The record is from RefSeq and is a predicted model, not a curated record. Gene Ontology annotation, molecular function: protein binding. The transcript is spliced from 3 exons.
AUGGCGGCAGCCGCAGGGCACGGAAAUAGCAUGUCGCUAACGCCAACGGAGACACCUACUUUCAGCUACCAAGGACGCACCGGCUAUCCAUUUGGUGAAUCUUGCUCAAACGACUGUUAUAUAUAUCAAACAACAGGUAAAAAACCGAGUGUUAAGCGAAUAGAGGCUACUGGUGAUGCGCCAAUUCCACAAUAUGGGCCGGGAAUAGUUUUACACGAACAUUAUUUAUAUACGGUUGGGGGAACAACUGGCUAUGAUUACUCUUGUGAAGUGCAUCGCUUAAAUUUGCGCACACGAGUGUGGGAAUGCGUAUAUAUCUGUCGUCCAGAUAUACGCCAAGAUCCAGAGGGUCGUUAUCGUCACGAAGUUGUCUACGAUGGGCAAUACAUAUAUGUGCUGGGUGGUGGUACAUCGAAUUUAGUGUAUGAUUUACAACGCAUCCCUGCAUUUUAUUUAAUUACAAACCGAUGGGAAUAUUUCGUCACAUUACCCGAUCGAACAUCACAAACAAAUCUAACAAUCGAGCGACCAAAUUCCGGAUAUCCAAACCUACGAAAGUGCUUUUCCUGCGUACAGCACACGAAAUCGAAUGGUGAGGUCGAAGCAUUCAUUACGGGAGGCUUGCAGGCCGAUCAAGUAUAUUUUUCAGAUAUAUGGAGAUUAAAUUUUACUACUAAGCAAUGGACACUUAUAAAAACAGCCUCUCUACCAAAAGCUUUGUACUUCCAUGCCGCAGCGCACAGUCAAAAUGGUUGUAUGUACAUAUUCGGUGGUAUUGAAUAUGAUGAAAAACGUAUACGACGGUGCAAUGACCUUUAUAAAAUGUGGAUGACCAUACCAUUAUUAAGUGCAAUUUGCUGGGAGGCAGUGUUACAUUACAGACCAAAUCUCAAAUUGAAUGGCCACUCACAGCUGCUUAAAAUGGGCAUACCAUUGCGCUUUGCACAGAGAUUGUGGCAUUCUUCAAAAGCCAAAAGAUUAUACAAUAAAUGAAGAGAUAUAUGGUAUGGUAUGUCAUGUAACGAGCAAUAAGAAGCGACAAUUUUUAUGUUUCAUUCUAGACAUAAAAGCAUAAUUAUUGUUUGCUAACCAUUUAGGAAUGACAUAGUUUCAUAUGGAAGAAAUGGAACCAAAAGAAUAAACAUAAUAAAAUAAGACAUUAAUAAUGAGUAAAAAUGAAAAAAGCUAAUUAAUAUGAAAAUAAGAGUAAUUAUUUUUAUACGCUACAUAUGUGUACGAGCAGUUGUGGCGAUUUUUUUUA